Molecule: messenger RNA, 892 nt
Organism: Panicum hallii
Lineage: Eukaryota; Viridiplantae; Streptophyta; Magnoliopsida; Poales; Poaceae
Product: heme-binding protein 2
Exons: 2
Coding region: 86-745 (219 amino acids)
Source: RefSeq, a predicted model, not a curated record
CAGCCGCAGGGACGCGAUCACCCCAUCCCACUCCACGACCCUCCCGAAUCAGCAGUAGCGCAAGCGAGAGAAGCAACUAGCAACCAUGGCGCGCCGGAGAAGCAGCCUGCUCCUCGUCGCCGCCACGGCGCUGCUCGCCGUCGCCGCGGCGGCCGCGGUGCCGCCGACGUGCGAGCGCAUCGAGUGCCCCGCGUACGAGGUGGUGGACAGCGCCAACGGGUUCGAGAUCCGGCGGUACACGGACGCCAUGUGGGUCUCCACCGCCCCCAUCGAGGACAUCUCCUUCGUCGCCGCCACGCGCGCCGGCUUCCUCCAGCUGUUCAACUACAUCCAGGGCAAGAACGCCUACAACGAGACGAUCGAGAUGACGGCGCCGGUGCUGACGGAGGUGUCGCCGAGCGACGGGCCCUUCUGCGCCUCCUCCUUCGUGGUCAGCUUCUACGUGCCGGCCGAGAACCAGGCGGACCCGCCGCCGGCCGAGGGCCUGCGCGUGCGCCGCUGGGCCGGGGCCAGGUACGCCGCCGUGCGCCGGUUCGGGGGCUUCGUGGCGGACGCGGACGUCGGCGAGCAGGCCGCGCGGCUCGACGCCAGCCUGCAGGGGACCAGGUGGGCCGCCGCCGUCAACGAGGGCCGCGGCGCGUCCUACACCGUGGCGCAGUACAACUCGCCGUUCGAGUUCAGCGGCAGGGUCAACGAGAUCUGGAUGCUCUUUGACGGCGCCAAGGUCGGCUCUGACGUCAACUAAGCCUGUAUCUAUCUACAACAAGUGUGCCUGCUCGAUCGAGUACUCUUAUCUUUUUUUUUUCUUGAUGAGAGAAACUGGUAGUGUAAUGUAUCUUGUCAGCAGAUGAAUAAUGUGAGCUCUAAAAGAUGCUCAAGUAACUCAAGUAAA